Messenger RNA from Pyricularia pennisetigena, 1101 nucleotides. RefSeq lists its product as uncharacterized. Gene Ontology annotation, biological process: vacuolar transport; vacuolar acidification; proton transmembrane transport. Lineage: Eukaryota; Fungi; Ascomycota; Sordariomycetes; Magnaporthales; Pyriculariaceae. The record is from RefSeq and is a predicted model, not a curated record. Gene Ontology annotation, molecular function: proton-transporting ATPase activity, rotational mechanism. The coding region runs from base 1 to 1101 and encodes 366 amino acids. Gene Ontology annotation, cellular component: proton-transporting V-type ATPase, V0 domain; fungal-type vacuole membrane; vacuolar proton-transporting V-type ATPase complex. The transcript has 3 exons.
AUGGAGGGUCUGCUCUUCAACGUCAACAAUGGGUACAUAGAGGGUAUUGUUCGCGGCUACAGGAAUGGUCUUCUUACCGGGUCGAACUAUGCAAACAUGACGCAAUGCGAAAACGUCGAUGACCUCAAACUACAGCUCGGUCCCUCAUACGGCGACUUUCUUGCAUCGCUGCCCCCGAACCCAUCAACGUCUGCUCUAGCCGCCAAGGCGACAGACAAACUCGUCUCCGAGUUCCGAUAUGUUCGUGCAAACGCCGUGGGCUCUCUUGCCCAGUUCAUGGACUACCUCACUUACGGCUACAUGAUCGACAACGUCGCACUCUUGAUCACUGGUACCCUUCAUGAGAGGGACACCAGGGAACUCUUGGAGCGCUGCCACCCGCUGGGAUGGUUCGAGACGAUGCCGGUGCUCUGCGUGGCGACAAACAUUGAGGAGCUAUACAACAGCGUGCUUAUCGAGACGCCGCUGGCCCCCUACUUCAAGAACAGCUUGAGCCAUACCGACUUGGAUGAGCUCAACAUCGAGAUUGUCAGGAACACCCUGUACAAGAACUACCUGGAGGAUUUCCACAACUUUGUCAACACUCACCCCGACAUGGCUGGCACGCCGACCGCCGAGGUCAUGUCCGAAAUCCUCGAAUUCGAAGCUGACCGUCGUGCCAUCAAUAUCACUCUGAACUCUUUUGGCACUGAGCUUACCAAGGAGGAUCGCAAGAAGCUCUACCCGACUUUUGGCCGUCUGUACCCUGAGGGCACUUUGAUGUUGUCACGUGCCGAUGACCUGGACGGCGUUCGGUUGGCUGUUGACGGUGUUUCAGACUACAAGACCUUCUUCGACACUGCCGGACUUAGUGGCGGUCUCUCUGGGCCUGGGAACAUGGGUGGAGGCCAGGGCGGUUCUGAAGGCAAGAGUCUGGAGGACAUGUUCUACCAAAAGGAGAUGGAGAUCUCCAAGAGCGCGUUCACAAGGCAGUUCACUUUCGCCAUAGUAUACGCUUGGGUGAAGCUCAGAGAACAGGAGAUCCGAAACAUAACCUGGAUUGCCGAGUGCAUUGCGCAGAACCAGAAGGAGCGCAUCGGCAACUAUAUCAGCGUCUUUUAG